AACACUAAUUACAGAUUAAAGAAUAAUUGUUUUGAUUAAGAUCAGAUGCAUCAUCUGAGGAAGAAUGCUUCUGUUGUAAAAUAUACAGCAGAAGAAAAAAAAAAUAAAAAAAAUUGUAUGAUGAAGAAAACAUUGACUUUUUUUAGAGGUUUGACUUUUUGUCACCGGCCAUUGCAUGACUCGAGCGGCUGCCUUAAUCAAAUACAAUUAUUAAUAAUUAAUUAAUUAUUUAAUCCAAUUAAUUCAAAGCGUUGACAUUCCAAAAUUGCUGGGAAAAAUCAUUGCCCCUCUAUAAAUAGGCCUUUAUAACUAACUCCUUGAUCACACAAACAACUAAUUAAGUCAUAUAUUUUUAUUGCAAUAUAUACACUACUACUUCACUACUUAUAUAUAUUUAUAUUUUGGUACUUCGAUUUUCUUCGUGUAUCAAUGGCGAUCCCGGUUAUCGAUUUCUCGAAGAUUGAAGGAGACGAUAGAGCCAAGACUCUUGCUCAGAUUGCUGUUUGCUGUGAAGAAUGGGGAUUCUUUCAGUUGAUCAACCAUGGAAUCUCUGAGGAGCUUCUGGAGAGAGUGAAGAAGGUGGCUUCUGAAUGCUACAAGCAUGAAAGAGAGCCGUCUUUCAAGAACUCGAAACCGGUGAAAAUGCUCGACGAAAUUUUAGCGACGAAAAGUGACGAAAAAAUCGAAAACGUCGACUGGGAGGACGUUUUUCUUCUCUCUGAUGAGAAUCAUGAUGAAUGGCCAUCGAAAACCCCUCUUUUCAAGGAGACGAUGAAGGAAUACAGAGACGAACUAAAGAAACUGGCGAUCAAAGUAACCGAAGUAAUGGACCUAAACUUAGGCCUCCCAAAAGGCUACAUCAACAAAGCAUUCAACGGUGGCGAAUUAGACGACGACAAUAAUAAUAAUAAAAAUGCCGCCUUUUUUGGCACAAAGGUGAGCCACUAUCCACCAUGCCCAAGCCCGGAAAAAGUAAACGGGCUUCGGGCCCACACGGAUGCAGGCGGAGUGAUCUUGCUCUACCAAGACGACGAGGUGAAUGGGCUCCAAAUCUUGAAAGAUGGAGAGUGGAUUGACGUGCAGCCACACAAGAAUGCCAUAGUCAUCAACACGGGUGAUCAGAUUGAGGUCUUGAGCAACGGGAGGUACAAGAGCGUCUGGCAUCGCGUUUUGGCUCUGCCAGGUGGCAACCGGAGAUCGAUUGCUUCGUUCUAUAACCCUUCGCUCAAUGCCACUAUUGAGCCCGCUCGGGAAUUGGUCGUUGAGAAAGUGGAAAAAGAGGAGGUGAAUUCGGCUAAGUACCCGAAGUUUGUGUUUGGGGAUUAUAUGUCUGUUUAUGCUGAGCAGAAGUUUCUUGCUAAAGAGCCAAGGUUCCAGAAAGCUGUCAAAGCAGUGUAAUAAUGUAGUGUGUGUGUGUGUGUGUGUGUGUUCCAAUUUGGUUAUGGUGAAUAAGGUUUUUAUUUUAUUUUAAUUAUUAUUAGAGUUGUGUGAA
This is a messenger RNA of Erythranthe guttata (spotted monkey flower), 1492 nucleotides long. RefSeq names its product 1-aminocyclopropane-1-carboxylate oxidase 5. NCBI's taxonomy places the organism in Eukaryota, Viridiplantae, Streptophyta, Magnoliopsida, Lamiales, Phrymaceae. The record is from RefSeq and is a predicted model, not a curated record.